This is a messenger RNA of Talaromyces proteolyticus, 1266 nucleotides long. RefSeq lists its product as uncharacterized. Bases 1 to 1266 code for a protein of 421 amino acids. The record is from RefSeq and is a predicted model, not a curated record. The transcript is spliced from 2 exons. Lineage: Eukaryota; Fungi; Ascomycota; Eurotiomycetes; Eurotiales; Trichocomaceae. Gene Ontology annotation, molecular function: glutamine synthetase activity.
AUGAUCUCAGAUGAAGAGAAGCUUCAAAAGUUCCUUCAAAAGAACGAGUCGGUUAAGUAUAUCCGUCUUCAAUGGAUCGACUUCUCUGGCAUUCUGCGCGUCCGCUUCGUUCCUGUUGACCGAUGCUUCCAGAUAGCUCAAGGAAAUGAAAACUACCUUCUCCCUCAAGUGAGCAUGAUAAUCCCAGUCUCCACGGCUCCGAGAUGCUUUCCAACUGGCAAUGAUCUCGAAAUCUGGGUGCUGCGUCCCGACUGGUCCUCGCUACGCCCCUGCGGGUUCAGACCUAGUCACGCUUCUGUCAUGUGUUUCUUGGAACACAAAGUGGCUGGAGACACGUAUAGCAAAUGUCCGCGUAUGCUAUUAUCUCGUGCGCUCGAGCGGCUUGAGAGAGAAUGGAGCACGAAAGUACUGGCAGGCUUCGAGAUCGAAUUCAUGCUCCUGGACCAUAGUUCCCAGCCGCUCAAUCAGUUAGAUCGGUUGAACAGCUAUCAAACAACUGCUGGUCUGCGCGGCCAGACACUGGACAUAGUUGAAGAGAUUCUUGACUAUCUCAAGAAAUCAUCCAUCAAUAUCCAUCACUUCCAUACCGAAACUCAUGAUCAGAUAGAAUUUGCCCUCAGUCCUGAACCGUUACUCGACGCUAUCGACUCGCUUAUACUAGCACAGGAAACAAUCCGCACACCACUGCUUGACGGGCCAACUAAUGGCAUCCACCUGCAUAUGUCCGUUGACAAGCUAGCCCCACCGCACACUCACAACUUCCUCGCAGGUAUUCUGAACCACAUGGGGUCUCUUUGUGCCUUUGGAAUGGCCAACUUUGAUGGGUAUGUUCGCACUGGCAAGGACGCAGCUGGUACGUGGGUCGGAUUUGGGACUGAAAACCGCGACUUGCCAGUGCGCAAAAUAAGCGAGCAGCAUUGGGAAUUCCGUAUGAUGGAUAGCACUUCAAAUACGUACUUGUUUGCCGCGGCUGUUUUACUGACUGGCUUGGGCGGGCUUAGCGAAAAAAUGGAUCUAGAUUGGGAAGAUUGUCGCGUUUUCCCUCAUUCACUAGACGAGCGAGAACGUGCCGAGUACCAACUGGACAAGAGAAUGCCGAGUAGUUUGCAGGAAGCAUUGCAAUUACUGAAGGCUGAUGCAGCCGUGAAGACAUGGAUACCGAAAGAAUUAUUAAAUUCCUACAUUCCCGUGAAAGAGAAAGAAGUCGAGGUGUUUCAGAAGAUGACUGACAAUCAGAGGCGCCUUCGUUUUCUAGAAUACUUUUAA